Scomber scombrus (Atlantic mackerel) is the source of this 2561-nucleotide messenger RNA. Its product is annotated as cell division control protein 42 homolog. Lineage: Eukaryota; Metazoa; Chordata; Actinopteri; Scombriformes; Scombridae. Gene Ontology annotation, molecular function: GTP binding; GTPase activity. The transcript has 6 exons. The coding region runs from base 96 to 671 and encodes 191 amino acids. The record is from RefSeq and is a predicted model, not a curated record. Gene Ontology annotation, biological process: small GTPase-mediated signal transduction; modification of synaptic structure. Gene Ontology annotation, cellular component: dendritic spine.
CUGGGAAGCCCCUAGCGCGGAGCUGCCAACGCCCGGCGUAAAGACACAAAUAGAGGAUACGAUCUUGAAUGAGUAGAGAAGACUGAAACACAGCUAUGCAGACCAUCAAGUGUGUCGUAGUUGGGGAUGGUGCUGUGGGUAAAACCUGCCUGCUCAUCUCCUACACCACAAACAAGUUUCCCUCUGAAUAUGUACCUACGGUGUUUGAUAACUAUGCUGUAACUGUAAUGAUCGGAGGCGAGCCCUACACUCUGGGCUUGUUUGAUACAGCAGGUCAGGAAGACUACGACAGGUUACGACCUCUGAGUUAUCCCCAGACCGACGUUUUCCUCGUCUGUUUCUCCGUCGUGUCCCCCUCCUCUUUUGAAAACGUCAAAGAAAAGUGGGUUCCAGAGAUCACCCACCACUGUCCAAAGACCCCCUUCCUGCUAGUCGGCACUCAGAUCGACUUGCGGGACGACCCCUCCACUAUAGAGAAGCUGGCAAAGAACAAGCAGAAGCCCAUCACUCCGGAGACGGCCGAAAAGCUGGCGAGAGACCUCAAGGCUGUGAAAUACGUGGAGUGCUCAGCCCUCACGCAGAAAGGCCUAAAGAAUGUGUUUGAUGAGGCGAUAUUGGCCGCAUUGGAGCCCCCAGAGCCCAAGAAGAAGCGCAAAUGCGUGCUGCUAUGAGAGGCUCCUCCCCACCCCACCCCAGUUUUUUUGUUUUUUGUUUUAUUCUUUAUCAAGAUUGCACACACACACACACACACACAUAACACAUACACUUAAAUACAUACACAUACACCCCCCCCCCCCCCCACACACACACACACACACACACACACACACACACACCCUUCCUUUGCUCUACUAAGGCUGGUUGACAGCGUUGUCCACUGCAGGGGGGAGACUAUAAAGAAAACAGCCCAAGUUUCACAUAAUUCUCUGCAAUAAGAAGUUGUUUCAUCCCCCCUUUCCCUCCCUCCCCCACUCCCUAUGAAGUCUGCGUUCGGGACAGAAGACAAAACUAAACCUGGCCAGCAGGUGGCUGCGGGCUGCAGGGUUGGAUCGCUUCACACGGGGUACCAAACAUCUAGCUUCCUCACAAGUAGAACCCAAGUUGAGCUUUUCCAUAGAUUGAUAUUUUGAAUUCAGUCGAUGUCGUGGCUUAAUCACGGUUUAGUUGUCCUCAGCCAAUGAAAACGGUUUACAGAUUUUUUUUUAAAAAAAGCUCCCUGAUUGGCGUACGGUCCCAUCACCCUCCUCUGUUGAUGAGCACACUCACCCCCAACCCCCCCUACCCCUUCCUUUUCUCAGCACUACCAGAAGAAAUGCUAACAGAGUAGUGUUCCUUUUUGUUCUCCUCCUCCUUUUUUUUUUUUUUUUUUGUUGUUUGCCAACACCCCCCUUUUUACAAGUCUGAGAUAUUUAUUCCACGUUCCAGAUAGAUGCACUCUCAACCACUAAAGGAAACUGCAGGACUGAAAGGACGAGCUCAUUUUAAAGGCGACACAGCCACAAAAACUCACACAGAAAUCGAAUCGGUAAACGUCGGCAGUCCUCUUAGCGCAGAGAAGAGAAGAGUGGCAGUCCAUUUGGAGCGCGGCCAUCACUUGAAGAGUUGAAAGGCAUCCAGUAGUAACGGGUCCGCUAAUCGACCGCAGGAAUUGGCCUUUUUUAUUUUCUUUUUUCUGUUUUUCUUUUUUUUUUUUUUAGAUGCAGGGAACUUUAAACAGUGUUAGCAGAACAAGCAAGUGUGUUCUUCAUGCGUUAAUGCGUUGCCAGGGACCAAGGGAGGGUUAAAGCAGGAUACUGUUUUAAAACAUCGCCAUCAGCGUACUAUUAGAAAUGGGUACAGCAGAGAGACACGUAAAAGGCAGCCAUGUUUAGGCAAUCAGUUAACAAUCUGAUAUUUUCACCAGAAUUCUGGUCCAGCUCAGAAUUCGGUGCCUUUAUUGAGGCGUGAAGGGCUGUCGGCUCUGUUGUACCCGUUCAAACUGUACGCUGCUGCGUGUAGCUGAGCCUUGGUCUCUGUUCUAAAUGAUAGGUUUAACAGAUGUAAUUAUAAUGUAAGCUGGCACACAAUGUUUAAUGUAGGCUCCAGGUGUUUUUACCAAAUCUUUUUUUUUUUUCAGUUUGUGCUGUUUUUUAUUAUAUAUUAUAUCUCUCUCUAUAUAUAUAUCUAUAUAUGUAUAUCUAUAUAUAUAUAUAUAUAUAUAUAUAUUAAAAAAAAAAAAAAAAAAAAGGUUUCUUUCACUCCUUUUUUCCAUUUUAGGGGUCGGAACUCAUCUGAACUCUUACCUGCCAGUUUAUACCAGGAAAACCUCUUGCUUGGUUUUAGUCAAAUAAAAACCUCCAAUGGCAGAGAGACUGUUUUCAGUUAAGAUCAUUUGUGAUUGGAUGGUUCUUGUUUUUCUUUUACUGGUGGCUUAGAGUUGGGUCGACAUCCAGCCCUAGUCAGUAUAAUUAUUAUAACCUGUUGUUGUUUUGGUGCAAAAACCAAAUGCUUUGUCUAAAGUCUUUGUUCUUUGUAUAUGCAUUCUUUUCAAAAAUAUUAAACUUAUACCUUAAUUGCCUUUA